UAACCAAAUAAUCAAACAUAAUUACCCCGAACCUAAACGGUGCGUUUAAGUUCACGAAUUAAGAAAUCAAUCUUCACUGUACACAGAGAGAGUGUAAGAGUUUCCAGCACAGAUUCAGAUCGAGAUUGAAGUGAAUUGGUUGAUCGUACUUGGUGGUUGCAUCACGCAACUCCACUUCUUACAAUCAAUCCUCUUUGCUUCAAUUCAAAUCAGGUUUUGAAAAUCUUACAAACAUGAAUUUCUUGAUGCGUUCCGCAACACACGUACAUUCAGAUAAAGAUAAAGAUAAAGCUAAACCUUCAUCGACUCCGGAGCCUCGUGUUGAUGCGCUUCCUCCUCCUUCUCCUCCUCCUCGGCCUGUUCAUGGCUCUCACUCUUUGGAGAGUUUGUUGUCCGAGAAUCCGUAUGCGAGGUAUGGUACGACGGUGGAGCAGUUUGAGGGAGAGAUGGAUGGGGAGAAUGGAGUUUGUGAUUUGAAAAAUGAGGCGAGUUUGUUGGCUAAGCAUUUGGAUGUGACGGAAGAAGAAGGAUGGAUUGCUAUUCCUUAUAAAGAGCUUCCUGAAGACUGGAAUCACGUAUCAGAUAUCCAAUCCCUGCGUCCUCUAGACCGUUCCUUUCUCUUUCCUGGUGAACAAGUUCAUAUUGUGGCAUGCUUGUCUGCAUGUAAGCAAGACACAGAGAUUAUCACCCCCUUUAAAGUUGCUGCCGCGAUGAGUAAGAAUGGCAUAGGUCACAGCCCUAACAAAGAAAACGGGAACAUCGAGCACAGAAAUAAUUCAGUUGCUGGAGAAGAGCAACUUAGUUCUAGUGGUCAAGAUGAGAACAAGGAAAACCUGCCAAAGGCAAAGGCUGAUCACCCAUCAGAUGUUUCUUCUGGUGAAUCCCUUCUAAGAAUGGAGGUUCAUAAAAGACAGACUGCAUCGUUGUUGGACAAAUUCAAGAGUUCACACUUUUUUGUGAGGAUUUGUGAGUCUGAUGAGCCACUUUGGUCUAGACACGGUUCUUCAAAAAAAUCCAUCUUCUCUGAAACAAAUGGCCAAAAGAUCUCAUCAAUUGAAGUGAAAGAAACUGUAAAACAUGAGUCUUCUAUUAGUGCAGUUAUUGAUAGGGCAAAUUUUGAUGCAACUAUUUCUGGUGGAGUGGCGAGGAAUUCUGUGAAGUGUUGUGCCCUACCUAAUGGAGACAUAGUGGUUCUUUUACAGGUGAAUGUUGGUGUUAAUUUUCUUAGAGACCCUUGUAUAGAAAUUCUUCAAUAUGAAAAAUAUGAAGGGAAAAUAUUGUCUUCUGAGAGCCAGGGCAAUUCACUUUAUACAAAUCAGGAUCCAUGUGGAGACCUAUUGAAAUGGAUACUUCCAUUAGAUAACAAUCUUCCCUCUGGGUCUCGCCCAUUAUCUCCCUCUCCUUUGCCUACAAACUCCGGAAUCAGUAGCACCUCUCAGAAGUACAAUUCUUCACCCUCAUCUGGCCCUCAGAUAUUCUCUUUUGGAAGCCAUUUUAGAAGUUACUCCAUGUCAUCAUUACCCCAAAAUACUAUUCCGCCGCCUGGUCCUUUGAAAGCAGCUAGUUCUAAGCCAGAUUUUGACAUUGAUGAGUGGGACCAGAUCUCAUCUCAGAAGUUUUUAAGGAAAAAAAAUGAGGCCGAAGAACUUUUAUCUUUUCGAGGUGUCUCAUUGGAGCGAGAAAGAUUUUCUGUUUGUUGUGGAUUGCAAGGUAUCUAUACCCCAGGAAGAAGGUGGAGAAGGAAACUUGAAAUAAUACAACCUGUAGAGAUUCAUUCUUUUGCUGCUGACUGCAAUUCAGAAGAUCUUCUGUGCGUUCAAAUAAAGAAUAUUGCUCCUGUACAUGCUCCGGAUAUUGUCAUAUUUAUUGAUGCCAUUACAAUUAUAUUUGAAGAAGCAACAAAAGCUGGACCACCGUCAUCAUUACCAUUUGCAUGUAUUGAAGCUGGAAACGACCAUUCUUUACCAAAUUUAUCCCUCAGGAGAGGUGAGGAGCACUCUUUCAUCCUUAAACCUGCAACAUCUGUUUGUAAUCAUCUAAAGGUUCUGGAUGAAAGUCCCCACUUUUCAAAGUUGCAAUCUGGAAGCUCGGCAUCAAAAUCAAGUCUUUCUUCCAAUAGUCUUGACAGAAGUAAGAUUUCUUCUAUUGACGAUCAGUAUGCAGUUAUGGUGUCAUGUCGAUGCAAUUAUACAACAUCGAAAUUAUUUUUUAAACAACCAACCAGUUGGCGUCCACGUAUGCCGAGGGAUAUUAUGAUUUCUGUUGCAUCUGAGAUAUCAGGAGAGUCUCCAGGACCUUAUGAAAGAAAUUCCCAACUUGAUGUGCAGGUUUUAACUCUUCAAGCUUCAAAUUUGACAUCUGAGGAUCUAACAUUGACAGUGCUUGCUCCAGCAUCUUUUAUUUCACCCCCUUCAGUGGUUUCACUGAGUUCACCAGCCACUCCAUCGAGUCCUUUUAUUGGUUUCACAGAAUUUUUGGGAAGGAUAAGUGACGAUGGCAGACCUCAAACAGUUUCUAAGAAUGAUGAUGUCAUCCCUAAUUCUGGUGUGAGUUGUACACAUCUGUGGCUCCAGAGUAGAGUUCCACUGGGAUGUAUCCCAUCUCAAUCCACAUCCACUAUUAAGCUUGAGCUACUCCCAUUGACUGAUGGCACAAUCACGCUCGACUCUUUGCAAAUUGAUGUCAAAGAAAAAGGUGUUACCUACAUCCCUGAGCGCACACUAAAGAUAAAUGCAACUUCUAGCAUUUCUAAGGGGAUUAUUUAGUACAGACAAGUCGGUUGAAUUUCAUUGAACAUGUCAUCUGGCGCUGUAGAGGCAAAAUGGGAUGAUUUGUUUGCUUGCAUUUUAGCACUGCACUUGCGACUUGCAACUUGCUCCCAGCGGCACGAAAGUAUCUUCCCUUACUAGAGCGUUCUGAUGGAGUUGGUGUGAUUUUUUUGCUUGCGUUUUAGAACUGCAGUUGUGACUUGCUCCCUGUGGCACGAAAUUAUCUUCUCUUAAUAGAGCAUUGUGAUGGAGUUGGUGUGUUGAUUUAUUUUAGAAAUAGAGCUUCACUUGUGUAUUGUAAACCACGAGGUUAAGAUAGAUGAUUGUUUCAUACCCCUUAUAAGGGGAAGAGUGUAAUCUUUAUAGAUAAAUCUAUUUUUUUAUGAAGAUGUACGUAUGUGACUUCAUAUUUAAAGUAUUGUGGCAUCUGGAUCAUGGCAGAGGAAGGAAAGCAUUGUAACAUGGAUUUUAUUUUAUUAAAAUUAAUACACAUGGUUGAUGUGUCUCAAGUAA
This is a messenger RNA of Vicia villosa (hairy vetch), 3281 nucleotides long. RefSeq lists its product as uncharacterized. The transcript has 11 exons. The coding region runs from base 234 to 2765 and encodes 843 amino acids. The record is from RefSeq and is a predicted model, not a curated record. Lineage: Eukaryota; Viridiplantae; Streptophyta; Magnoliopsida; Fabales; Fabaceae.